This is a messenger RNA of Acaulospora colombiana, 1015 nucleotides long. NCBI's taxonomy places the organism in Eukaryota, Fungi, Glomeromycota, Glomeromycetes, Diversisporales, Acaulosporaceae. The record is from the annotation of a GenBank genome assembly.
UAUAAUGGUGCGUGGAAACUCUCUCACCGAUGACUUAAGACUUUUAGUUAAUAAUCCUCAAUAUAGUGAUUUAGAAAUUAAAUGCAAAGAUGGUACUAUACUUUAUGGUAACCGUGCGAUCCUUGCCGCUCGCUCUGAAGUGUUUAAUAGAACACUCUUCACUCGAGGUUUCGAAACUCCUGACAAACAAAUUUCUUUUUCAAAAAUCGAAUCAUCGCACAUGAAUAUUGUUCUUGAAUAUCUAUAUACCGGAAUACUUCUUGAAAAAGAAAUUACAAUCGACAAUUCUUUUGAAGUUUUAUAUGCCGCCGAUUUCUUUCAAUUAGAGAAACUUCAGGACCUUAUUUCAGAACAUUAUAAAAAAAUAUGUACUGGCGAGGAGAUCGAAAAUAAAUCACCAGAGUUAUUAUCUAAGGCAGUUCAACUGAUGUCAUCUAAAGCCGAUAAUAGAACCAUUAGAUAUUUGGUAGAUUUGGUUUCCAGAAUUCCGUUAGACUCCGUUGAAUUGGAUAGAUUGUCUCUUCAAGGUUUACAAUGCAUGUUAUUAAAAAGAGAUGAAAAGAAAACUUUUGCAUCGAGUGAAUAUUCUGUUUUUCGAUUUGCAAUUUUGGCAGCUGCAAAAAACUUAUCCCAAGAAGCAUAUGUUGUUCUGGAAGAAAGGCUACCACUACAAAUAAUGGCUCAAGAAGUGUUUCAGACUCUCAACAAUGGUGAAUCGAUAAAGAAAGAAAUCAGUAAAUCAGUGGCAGAUAUUGUAAAACCUAUCGUAGAGUAUAUCGACUUAAGAAGGAUUGAUGCAGAGAUUAUUGAAAAAAUAAUCGAGCCAUUAGAUAUUGUUUCGUCCAGUAAAAUUAUAGAAGCAUAUCGAUUCCUAGCUCGUAAGAAUGCUCCACUAUCAGAAUUUUACGGAGUCCCUCUUUUUAUGUGGGAUCAAAAUAAUUGUGGUGCGGGUUUAGAAAUUAGUAAUAAUGGACGAAUAGUUAAUGCACCCAAUAUUGUUACUAGUCAUAGAAGC